Molecule: messenger RNA, 507 nt
Organism: Ilex paraguariensis (yerba mate)
Lineage: Eukaryota; Viridiplantae; Streptophyta; Magnoliopsida; Aquifoliales; Aquifoliaceae
Source: the annotation of a GenBank genome assembly
AUGAACACGGAUGAUGACAGGAUCAUGGCCCAGGGGUUGGGCGACGCCAACGAGUUGCUGGGCAGCACCAACACGCUGGAAGGCGUAAGGAAAGCAAUGAGAAGCAGUGGAUUUGGCCUGGGUGACGCCCAUAGUGCAAAGAAAGUCGUUGCAGAAGGCGCCAAUUUCGUAGGCAAUGCUCCAGGCUGUUGGGGUGUUAGAGGCGCAACAGAUGGGAAACCAGGUGGCGCCGACAGUGGCUUGGACUCCCUAAAGGAUGACGACGACGCCCACAUGGGUGGAGUAGUUGAGUUGGGGGGUGGAAUAAUUGAGUUAGGCGAAGGCGCCUCAGUCGUAAGAGGUCUUUGCGGAGAGCUGACAAGCAAUGCCCAUGUUGCAAGUAUCCAUGGUUACGAAUAUGGUGGCAACGCCAUUACUGGUAGGUCCCUUUGCGAGAUAGGUUGCGAUUUUGGGGGAGGCAGGAGCGACAACGCGUCGACCCAGGCACUGGGCUAUGCCAGUGGCUAG